AUGCACGCCCUGCGCACAGCAAAAGUGCUAUUACAAACCAAAGCGCGGCCCAUACCCCGACCACCCGUAUGCCGUUAUUACCGCCCUAACCCUAUACGAUUCUAUCAAACAAAUCCAGACGAACCGAAACUAUCGCUGACCUUCACAUGCACGGCGCCCGGCUGUGAUGGACACAGGUCGUCCCACGUCUUCUCCAAAAGGUCAUAUGAGCAUGGUGUUGUAUUGGUUGAAUGUCCAGGUUGUCAUAACCGACAUUUGAUAGCAGACCAUCUGGGUUGGUUCAAGGACGGGACCGAAGGAGGCAAGAAUAAGACAUUGGAAGAGAUCAUGGCUGCAAAGGGCGUACCUGUCACUCGUGGACAGAUUGUGGAGAAGGGAACAUUCGAGUUCAAUGGAACACAGGCAGAGGAUGGAGGUGAGACGAAGAGCUCAUGA
Messenger RNA from Dacryopinax primogenitus, 435 nucleotides. Its product is annotated as zf-DNL-domain-containing protein. The transcript has 2 exons. NCBI's taxonomy places the organism in Eukaryota, Fungi, Basidiomycota, Dacrymycetes, Dacrymycetales, Dacrymycetaceae. Gene Ontology annotation, molecular function: protein-folding chaperone binding; zinc ion binding. Gene Ontology annotation, biological process: protein folding; protein stabilization; protein import into mitochondrial matrix. The record is from RefSeq and is a predicted model, not a curated record. Gene Ontology annotation, cellular component: mitochondrion. Bases 1 to 435 code for a protein of 144 amino acids.